AUGGCUUCCCAAAGCACCGUCACUCGCCAGCCGAGUCUACCGGACCACAACCCCACCCCGGCGGACGUUUACGCCGUGUUGAGCAUCCUGCGAAACGAGAUCCAUCCUAGAAUCCCGCACGAAUUAAACUUUGCCAUUCUCGACCUGGCCAAAUACCAUCCACGCAUCAUCCAUGGCCGGCAUCGCAGCAUGACUCAGCCGGUCAAUGAAGACGGGCCCAGUGAAGCAAGCCUCCGGGGCGAUCCGGGGCUUUAUCUUUCAACUCCGCCAAUCCAGUGCCCGAAUGAAGGUUCGAAUGACUUCGCCAUUACUCAUAUCGAGUUUCGGGUGCAAGCCAGCCAUCACGUCGUCGAUGAAGACGAGACUUACAACAACAGCCCUACGUGGUUCGAAGCGAGCAUUUUGCAGCGUAUCCCAGACAUGCAAGCGUCCACGGAGCCUCUCGAGGAAGUCCCAAGCCUCGAGACACUUGUUUCCCCUAUAGAUGCCAUAGAGGAGUUCCAACGGUUGGGCUGGAAGUUCAAGGGGGAUGCUGACAACAUUUUCUGGAAGGUCCACAGCAACAUAACGACGUCUUCGGAUCCAAGAAAGUACACAGUCCGGUAG
Messenger RNA from Diplodia corticola, 606 nucleotides. RefSeq lists its product as uncharacterized. The coding region runs from base 1 to 606 and encodes 201 amino acids. The transcript has a single exon. Lineage: Eukaryota; Fungi; Ascomycota; Dothideomycetes; Botryosphaeriales; Botryosphaeriaceae. The record is from RefSeq and is a predicted model, not a curated record.